AUGCAAUCCCUUCUUCUAGAUAGGCAGCUGGGUAAAGUAUCAUGCAAAAACUUUGAAAGGACGUCGACUGAGGCUCUUUAUUACAACUUGGAAGCUCAGGAAUAUCCCAAGUUCUCAACCAAGAAGAAAACUGUUGGAUCAAUUAAUGCUCUAGACUUCGAUAAAAUCAAUCACAGAUUUUUGCUUUCUGGUGGUGCUGAUUCAUCAAUAAAGAUUUUCAAAGUGGGUCAAGUGAAGGCUGAUAUUAUCGGUGAUUUGAACAAAAGUAAUGGGGGUCAUGAAUAUGGUGUUACUGAUGUGAAAUGGUGGCCUUUCGAUAUGGGUAUGUUCUUAUCUAGCUCCUACGAUUCUGAACUAAAAGUAUGGGACACAAAUACCAUGGAUGAAGCUUUCAGCUUUAAUUUGAACUCAAAAGUACAUUGUUUUGAUAUUUCAGAAACUGGUGAUCAUUCAUUAAUUGCUAGUGGUGCUGAUAGUUCCCAUGUUAGAAUAUUGGACUUGAAGACUACAUCGGCUGUUCACAGUUUAACGGGUCAUAAUGGGGGUAUUACAAGUGUAAAGUGGUCGCCAAAUAAUCCUAAUGAAUUGGCAACUGGAAGUUCAGAAGGUGAAGUUAGAAUUUGGGAUAUACGCCGGACAGAUUCUUGUCUUGUACAAUUGGAUCUUUAUAGAACUGAUGAAUCUGCUCCUAUUAGCUCAAAUGAUAGUAAAAAAGUUGGGGUUUUAAAAUCAUCGGUUAAGGCUCAUGCUAGAGCUGUCAAUGGACUCAGUUGGUUUCCUAGUGGUAAAUCACUAAUUACAACGGGUAAUGAUGAAAAGAUUAGAGUUUGGGACUUGGAACCUAUAGGUGCAGUAAAUACAUUAUUAAACUUUGGACCUUUUGUAAGAAAUAAAUUUCCAAGCUACAAAACUAUUUUAUUGAGUCCAAUUAGUGAAACUGAGUUACAAUAUUUAUGGUAUCCUUCAGAUAAUGGAGAAAUUUUGGUUUUCAGGAUAAUUGAUGGUAAAUUGGUUGCAAGGUUGAGAAAAAAUUUGCAAGAGAAUAGUAGAAGUUGUUGCUUAACAUAUUCAGGAAAUAACAGUGCUACUUAUUUUUCUGGUACCGUUGAUGGUAAAAUAAAUAUUUGGGGUCCAAAAGAUGAGAGAAUAAUUGAAGAGGAUGAAGAUGAUUUCUUUUAA
Molecule: messenger RNA, 1179 nt
Organism: Hansenula ciferrii
Lineage: Eukaryota; Fungi; Ascomycota; Saccharomycetes; Phaffomycetales; Wickerhamomycetaceae
Gene: RAD28
Product: Rad28p
Exons: 1
Coding region: 1-1179 (392 amino acids)
Biological process (GO): transcription-coupled nucleotide-excision repair; protein polyubiquitination; proteasome-mediated ubiquitin-dependent protein catabolic process
Cellular component (GO): nucleotide-excision repair complex; Cul4A-RING E3 ubiquitin ligase complex
Molecular function (GO): protein binding
Source: RefSeq, a predicted model, not a curated record